Bursaphelenchus okinawaensis is the source of this 3877-nucleotide messenger RNA. NCBI's taxonomy places the organism in Eukaryota, Metazoa, Nematoda, Chromadorea, Rhabditida, Aphelenchoididae. The record is from the annotation of a GenBank genome assembly.
AUGGUGGUAGGUUGAUGGCACAAUAAAAAGUUUUAAAAAAAUAUUUAAAAAAUGAAAAUAUAGAAUACUGUAGUUUCUACUGCAAAAUUGAGGUGAAAGUAGAAAAUGAAACUAAUUUCUUGCUAGUUUUUAACUAAAAACAGUACUGAAAUAGUACAGCUUUAGCCAUUUAUAGUAGCGGAGCACUCUUUUUAUAAAAAUUACAGUAAAAAAUAGAUCUUGAAGUUACUGUAUGAGAGGACAAAGUAACAUUUUUGAAAUUUAGCUACUGUAAGAUUCAAAACUACUAAUACUAAGUCUACUACUAACAAUAUAAUCCAGUAUUAGCAAUACUAAUCGUUUGUUUUAGGCUCACAAACUACUCGACGGUUCACACCAGCUCCGCAUCGACGGGCAUCACGUCGGAGCCGCCGGUCACGGCGGAGGUGAGUUUAAUUAUAAUUUUUUUCAACACAAAUAGGACAGUACUAAGUCUUGCUACUAUUAGUGCAAUCUCGAUCAAACAUAAUACUCGUAUUUUACAUUUUCUAAAAAUAAAAUUUGGUCCCACCACGAUUGUUUGAUUUUUAAAAAUUAGUCAAAAUUCGCUUCGAAAUCGCUUUAAGAUAGUAAAAUACGGCCGGCGGUACAUUUAUUUUGUUAUAAAAAAGUUGCAAUACUAAAAAAUCUAGUAACAUGUUGUUGUAGUAGACAUGUCUAGUCAUUUUCGACAAGAUUUGGUAUAAAUAAUUCAGUAACACGCAAUUUUAUGCCAAAACAAUGCCUUUAACUACCUGCACAUUAUCCGCGAAUUAUUCCGAAUCUAAAUCUACGUCAACUAUAUUCGCACUAAUUAGUAUUAUGACUAAAAGUGGCAACUUAAACUUAUAUUGUUUUACGCUUUAUUAGGUCAAAAAGCGGUUUAUUUUAGACUGUUUGGUUCUAAGUUACAUUGUUUUAGGCAUUCUAUGCUUCAACCUGAAUUUUUCGAGCUAAAAAGUAUUAUUUUAUACCAAAAAGGCUAAAAAACUACAAUGACCUUAAUUUUGGUACCUACUACAAUAUAAUUCUAUGAUUUUGCUAAUUUUAAUUCCCUAAAAACCAAAAAGUUAUUUUUAAAAUAAAGUCCUUAGUAUUAUAUGAUAUUUUUUAACCCAACAUACCAAUCCGGCGACGUUUUAGGCCACGGCCACAAGAAGGAAUUUGGUCCGGCCAUGAUUCUGUACUACCUCGCAUCGGCGUUUCGCGCCCUAUACCCUCGGUUAGAUGACGAUUUUGUGGACAAACUUAACUAUUACUACACAACAACGAUAUGUAAGUUUAUAUUGAGCGUUUUUCUUGUUAGUACUAGUACCACUUUUACGAAUAGUACUGAAUAUCUGACCUUUAGUUCUUUUGUAUUGAAAAUUUGUCUUUAGUACUUAUUUAUAAAAAAACAGGCUUGUUGGUACUAUGUUUAGUAUUUUUAGACAAGUAGUACUAAAAGUUUGCAAAAUGACUUCGGUGGUAUCACUUCGUACCAAAAAGUCAAAACAGUACCAGUUGCACAAAAUUUAUUUUUUAUAGUAACAUUUAGAUUAUUGCGGCCCUAAUAGUCGUUCUUGGCUAAAAUUAUUUAUGCUAGUACUAUUUUUGUAUAAAAACGUACUAUUUUUACAAAACAGUACUAUUUUUUCAUAAAUCAAUUCGGUUCAAAAAGAGCACCAUUUUCCUUUAAUAAAUACUAAUUUUUCAAAAACCAGUCUAAAUAGCACCAUUUCAUCCGCCUCUUAUUUCAGUAGCAUCAUUUGCCUUAUUAGUAUCAGCCAAACAGUACGUGGGGUUCCCGAUUCAAUGCUGGGUGCCCGCCACCUUCACCGAUGCUAUGGAACAGUACACAGAGAACUAUUGUUGGGUACAGAACACGUACUGGGUACCAAUGAUGGAAGAAAUACCACAAGAAGUGUACAAUAGGAGGAAUCGACAGAUUGGGUACUAUCAAUGGGUACCAUUCAUACUGGCGAUUCAAGCCUUAUUCUUCUACAUUCCAUGCAUUCUGUGGAGGGGGUUACUGUAUUGGCAUUCAGGUAAGAGUUUUUUAAAAAAUUGCUUGUUAGGGUGGUAUGAAUGUUAAGUACAAAAUAGCUUAUCAAAUUUAAGUACUAUAUUGCUUUAAAAUGUACAAUACGGCCCCGACAUCUAACCGAUGUAACUUUUUAUUUAUAAUAUUGAUAACAAAAAGAAUUUGAAAAAAAAUAUUUUUAGGUAUAAACCUACAAGGCUUAGUCCAAAUGGCUUGCGAUGCCCGUCUCAUGGACCAAGAUGUAAAAUCCAGAACAGUUUUUACCAUGGCUAGACAUAUGCAAGAUGAAGUUCAGGUAAGCUAGCUUUAUUCAUAUUAUCUUGACGCGUCUUCUUAUCAGUAAACUAUUUUUAAAACUUUUCUAAAUAUUGGUAUAUACGAUGCAGAUAUAAUGGCUAAGAGGGAUAAACGGGCCACUUAGACCAAUCCCGACCUAGGAUCGAUUCAGGCUGGCCUUUAGUUAGAGUUGAAACGAAAUAGGCUUGAAAGUUGGCCCGAGCCUACUUUUCAAGCCCGGCUCGGAGAUUUGAAAAUAAAACUUUAAACUGGCCACCUCUAGAACUUUUUCACCGGUCCAGGCCGGCUUGAGAAAGAAUAAAAAUGGAUCGGGUCUAACCGUUAGACCCUGCCUGGGCCAGAGCCGGGCCCGUUCCACAUCCCUAAUAAUCACAAUAACAAUACAAUAUAAAGACGUAGCUCAAUCUUUAGUAUUCAACCUAAUAUAUCUCUAUUUUUAAGCUAACCCAAGUGGAACGAAACAGUAACAAUCGCCUGACAUUCCUCAAGAUUGGGCGACAUUGUGGUUGGUAUGUCACUGCGCUCUAUAUUGGAAUCAAAGUAAGUUCUAGUUCCUAAACAUUUUACACCAUAUUGCUAUUAUAAUUCUACUAAAAGUAAAAAAAUAAAAUUAUAGAUAACUAGUAAGUUGUUCAAAUAAUUCUGUGCCCCUUUAAAAGCAAAUUUAUUAUGUUAUAAGGCACAGAAUUAUUUGAACAAUUUAAUAUACCUUUUAAAUUUUCCUUAACUUAUUUAAAUUUUAAAUGGAUGACUGAACGACGGUCGUAUUUUACUCAUAAGUUGCAACAAUAAUACCUGUUGUACAAGUAUCACACUGUCAAAAAAAAUUAAAUUUAAAAAAUUUCCAGAUACUAUACUCACUGAACGUGCUGUUGCAAUUUUUUCUGCUCAAUCAUUUACUCGGCUCAAACGAUUUGGCAUAUGGCUUCUCGUUGCUCACGGAUCUGGUGGGAGGGAAGGAUUGGGAGGAGACGGGAAUGUUCCCUCGGGUCACGUUAUGCGACUUUGAGGUAAUUUUUUAACCAGAUCUAUCAACGUAAACUAAAACGACAUUUUUUAUCAUUGUAUCAUAAUAAAUGUCAUCCUUUAUCAAUGUCACACUAAGAAUGACAUUUCCAGGUACGAGUCCUCGGCAACAUCCACCGCCACACAGUCCAAUGCGUGUUGAUGAUCAACAUGUUCAAUGAGAAGAUCUUCCUCUUCCUAUGGUUCUGGUUCCUACUCAUCGGUGCCAUUACCGUAUUCAACUCCUUCUACUGGGUGGGGAUCAUGUUUUUGCCGAACCAAGGCGAAGCAUUCAUCCGCAAAUACCUCAGAGUACUCAGUGAACAUCCGGGCAAGCCGAUCACGGAUGACUCGUCACUGUCCAAGUUCACGAAUAAUGUGCUACGAAAGGAUGGGGUGUUCAUGUUGAGGAUGAUAUCGACGCAUGCUGGAGAGCUGAUGAGUAGUGAGCUGAUAUUGGCGUUGUGGCAGGACUAUAACAACAUGGAUCGAUCGCCGAACCAGUUCUGGGAUGCUGAGCAUGGGGAGGCGUAG